This is a messenger RNA of Paramacrobiotus metropolitanus, 2038 nucleotides long. RefSeq lists its product as uncharacterized. Lineage: Eukaryota; Metazoa; Tardigrada; Eutardigrada; Parachela; Macrobiotidae. The transcript is spliced from 3 exons. The record is from RefSeq and is a predicted model, not a curated record. The coding region runs from base 388 to 1386 and encodes 332 amino acids.
UCUUUGCCAUUAAUUUUCAGUUAUCGAUAUCAGCCAUUAUAUUUAGCUACUGUACGUACAGCUGGCUAACUUUUCGCAUAUGCAUUUUAACAUUACGUACGGUGUAUCGGCCAGACUGAUAAACUUCGCCCAUGAUUAAUGCACUUAUAUUAAAUUACGGUAUUUUAGCUUAUUAUUUCAAUUUUUUUAUAAUUUCACUUAUUAUUCCAUUAUUUAAUUUUUAUAUUUUGAAAAACACUCUAGUCUAUGGGAGUAAGUGAGCAUUCCCAUUCAUAAAAUUAUUCCGCCACUCGCGGCGUGGCUUAUUAAGAAGGAAGCGCCUCGCAGUUGCUGAGCGAAUGGUGUGAAUUUCGAACUCGAUCAUUUGUUGACAACCCCAGCUGCAAGAUGGACUCAUCAAUAAUUCCCUUACAUAUUUUUCACUAUAUAAAAACAUUUCUGUGUCUCCUGCUGAUUAUCUCAAACAUCAGCCACUUUACUUUUGCCGCAAUUGCGCUAAAUGGCCGGAUAAACGCCCGCCCCUACGACGGUUUCCAGUUCCUGGAGCCCGCGCUGAUCCCCACGGGGAAUUAUAUUUCCCUAUCAGGCAUUAUGCCGUCCAUCGUAUCCAAUAGUACAUCGUCAUUACCCAACAGCCCCGCACAGGAUGAGCUGAUUACCACCAUCCUAAACGUGCUGGAUGGCCUGCUAACGAGCCCCGCAUCCAGCAGUAAACCAAUCAGUGCACGGCGUCGUCGUCGUCGUCGCGCCGCCGGCAUAAUUCCCAGCAGCAGCAGCGGCAUUCGCCCGCUAACCACGAUCCGCAUCCCCAUGGGAAUUUUCAUCUCCGACCAAUCAAGCGAUGUACAGCACGAUGCGUUGUUGCAGCAGCCGGGUGCGAGUAAGGCGCGUCUCACCAGCGGACUGAGCAGGGUGAUACAGCGGCUGCGCCAGUCAGCCGAUAGUGGCGGUCGACAGCGCGGCACAUUUAAUUAUGCCCGCACAUUCAACGGACUGGCGCCCGUUGAGCCGGUGUACAUCCCCCGUGGCUAUUUUAUCCCACUGACCCCCCUGCUGUCCGGCAAGCAGGAAUUGCCGCCCACGGAAGCAUCACGGCCCUUCGCUGGGAUUCAGCCGCUGACUCUCACGCAGUUAGCCGGUGGGAUUUUUAUUCCGCAUAGGAUGCCGGCACUACCCAAUGAUAUUCCUUCACAAAUUGUUCCGCCAGGCUCGGAAGUCUUUCCAGAAUUUCCAGCCGAUGCCGGUGAUCUGUUCGGAGAGGAGGAUAUAGAGCAUCUACUUAACAAUGGUGGCCAUUCGGCCGAAAAUAUCGAUGAACCUGUACCGACACUGCCCCUUUCGAUGACCUCGACGAGACAACAACGUCGACCAGGAGAACAACCGUAAAAUCAACUUUUUCUAAACAGGAAACAGUUGUCACAACGUCCACAUUACGAACUACCAGAGCAUCCCUGACAUGGGCAUCUUCUAAGAGUCCCUCGUCACUGAGCACAACGAACAGUAAAGCAUCACAGUCGCAGAAUACACAGAAAACUUCCAGUACUACGCCCAGUCAGCCGGAUGACACUAGCGCCGACGACAUCCUCGAUUUUGAUCCACAACAUGCGCAGUCGACAACAAGUGGCACGACCGAGGACACACCACCACCACCGCCUGACCCCGACGAUUUAUCGCAGAGUACAACAAUAACACCGGCGGAGUCGGUUAAUUUAAGCGUUCUGUUGCCGCCAGGACUGCAGACACGCACACGAUCCGGUGUUGUCUAUUUACAAAUCCCACCGAAAGAAGCGGUUGCUGACGCCUAAAUCUGUGGAUAAUUUUGUAAAGCUGCAACUGUAAUUUGCGAUCGGACGCCCUAGUUUUUUUUUCUACAGGAGCACGUAGACACUGUUUUAAUUUUAUGUACAUUUUAUGUACUGUUUUAAUUUUAUGUAUAUUGAGUGAACAUGUUUUUCGUUUUGGAUUGGAUUCGUCACAAUUAACACGUUUCUUGCCGGUUAUUAGACCACGGACACUCGGGCACAAUAACUGUCCAGAA